CAGGUAAACAUCCUCGUCCCCCCCUCCACCCUCCACCAUGCCACCCUCUUCUACGGCACCACCCUAUCUCUAACCUCCCGCCCCGUCCCUUCCUUACAAGCCGGGACACUGGCUUGGUUCGACAUUUCCUCCUCAGGUCAACAACUCCAUGUGGCAAUUGGUCGCCCAGAUGUCGAUUUCACGCCCGAAGCCCGGCAGGCGAAGAGACACCCUUGUUUCCGAGGCGAAAACGCGGAGAAGUUGAGGGAGUUGCAGGAGAGGAUUUGGGAGCAUUAUAAGAGGGGUGGGGAGGGGGCGCCGAUGCAGUGUGAUGAGCCGGGGAGUGUGGAGAGUGGUGCCCAGGGGGUCGAGUAUCCCACGAGAUUCUUUGCGAGGGACUUUGCGGGUAAUAGGCUGGAGUUCAGCCUUUGA
Messenger RNA from Neurospora tetraspora, 411 nucleotides. RefSeq lists its product as uncharacterized. The annotation marks the transcript as partial. The record is from RefSeq and is a predicted model, not a curated record. The transcript has 2 exons. Lineage: Eukaryota; Fungi; Ascomycota; Sordariomycetes; Sordariales; Sordariaceae.